Molecule: messenger RNA, 2574 nt
Organism: Haliotis rubra (blacklip abalone)
Lineage: Eukaryota; Metazoa; Mollusca; Gastropoda; Lepetellida; Haliotidae
Exons: 8
Coding region: 1-1068 (355 amino acids)
Biological process (GO): proton transmembrane transport
Cellular component (GO): plasma membrane
Molecular function (GO): voltage-gated proton channel activity
Source: RefSeq, a predicted model, not a curated record
AUGAUCUCAGCUGUCCAUCAUAUCGCGUCUGAAGCUGAUGGAUGCCUGUUGCUGCUGAUUCUCUCUGACAAGAUGUUAUUUCCAGAAAAGGAGGGUUUAAGCUGCGACUCAACAUCAGGAAUCUCUGAUGACCAGGGAAUCGAUGACCUGUCAAAGACAUGGCUCCUUCCUAGUAAUCCAUGUAAUUGCAGAUGGCGAGAGAGACUGGCCGAGUUUCUGAAGACGAACAAAGUGCAGUACGUGAUCAUCGCCCUGGUGGUACUGGACAGCCUCAUCGUCGUCUUCGAGAUGCUUAUAGACCUCGAAAUCAUCGUCAUUCCGGACAAUGGCCCAGUUGAGACUCAUAUCAAUGCAACACAUACCAAUCACACGGCAGCCUGGUACGAAAUGGGCGUCUACAAUGAGACGGAACACCACGGACUUUCCCGGAGAAUGACAAGAUCAACUGAACAUCAUUCUGGAGACAAAUACGUGCACAUAACGGACACGAAUGCAACAGACAAUCAUUUUUAUAUCAAUAGCAACGAUACUCAGCAUCAUGUACACCAUCAACAUCAUCAUCACAGUAACAAAGAAAUUGUCGAACAUUCGCUCCAUUACGCUAGCUUGACAAUAUUAGCUAUAUUUGUAGUGGAGGUUAUAUGUAAAAUAAUAGCUGAGGGAACACAUUUAUUGAAACAUAAAGCUGAGGUGUUCGAUGCCAUCAUCGUUCUAGUCUCCUUUUCGAUGGACAUCGCUUUCUCCUUCGUGUCUGUGACGUCAGCAGCACGAGACGCGGCAGGGCUCAUGGUUUUGCUCAGGUUAUGGAGAAUAACAAGAAUAAUAAAUGGUGUUAUAAUGUCUGUGAAGCUGGACGCAGACAAGAAGAUCAAUGAACAGAAGAUAGCUAGGGCCAAGGCGGAGGAGGAGGUGGGGAAACUGAGACGUCAGGUCGAUACGCUACAAACAGAGAUGAAGAAACUUCAGGACCGACUGAAACAGUACGAAUCUGAUGGCGAUGUGAGGAGAGCCACCUGUGACAAGAUAGAAGUGGCAGCGGACAUACAGAACUGUGACGAAGGAACGUGAGCAUGUACCUGUCAUCGUCGCUCAACUGUAUUGGUCGAAUCUGACCUUGACCUACACUUUUACAGAGAUGGAGAGCCCAUGCAGACACGUAGAACCACUGACAAGAGUGGAGGAAUGUGCGAGAGUCUGUGCUGUAGUUGUUGCAGGCCGCCUAUGACAGUGACAUCAGUUACUUGAAGCCAAACAGACCAAACAUAGUUUACAACUAAUAUUUCACAAACAUUAAUGUGUCGCUUGGCAGCAAUGAAUAUAUGGUUGCUAUCCAAGAACAUAAAUAUUCCAAAUUGGUAAGAAUAUUACAGGGGAGCAUAUCAUCGAUCGUGUCAAGUGCAAUAUAUGUAGUUUCAAUGCUGUCGUUCCAUUGCUCUGCUGUGAAUGUAUUGUCAUCUACACUCGUGCAGUCAGUCCAUGUUUGGCUUCCUUCCUUCGUCUCCCGUUCUCCCUCGUCCAUAGAUCACUGGAGAUAAACGUAUAGUGUUAUCCGUUUUCCUUUAGCAUACAUUACGUGUUGGAAUACAUCUUGCCAGUCCCUUAGUUAAGGCUCAGGUCUCUGCACAAAGUGCAUGACGGUGGACACGUGGCAAUAAAGACAUGUGUGGUUUGCUUCAGCCGGUGCACGUCGUACACGUGGAUAUAAGUGAACGUAUAGGUUACUACAGCUGGUGCACAACGUCGUACACGUGGAUAUAAGUGAACGUAUGGGUUACUUCAGCUGAUGCACAACGUCGUAUACGUGGAUAAAGUGAACGUAAAGGUUACUACAGCUGGUGCGCGUCGUACACGUGGAUAUAAGUGAACGCAUAGGUUACUACAGCUGGUGCACGUCGUACACGUGGAUAUAGUGAACGUAUAGGUUACUACAGCUGGUGCACAACGUCGUAUACGUGGAUAUAAGUGAACGUAAAGGUUACUACAGCUGGUGCACGUCGUACACGUGGAUAUAAGUGAACGCAUAGGUUACUACAGCUGGUGCACGUCGUACACGUGGAUAUAGUGAACGCAUAGGUUACUACAGCUGGUGCACGUCGUACACGUGGAUAUAGUGAACGUAUAGGUUACUACAGCUGGUGCACGUCGUACACGUGGAUAUAGUGAACGUAUAGGUUGCUACAGCUGAUGCACUACGUCGUAUACGUGGAUAUAAGUGAACGUAUCGAUUACUACAGCUAGUGCACAACGUCAUAUACGUGGAGAUAAGGGAAUGUAUGGGUUACUACUGUUAAACAGCUGAUGCACAACGUCGUAUAAGUGGAUAUAAGAGAACACAUACGUUACAACAGCUGGUGCACAACGUUGUAUACAUGGAUAUAAGUGAGUAUAUAUGUUACUACUGCUGGUAAACGACGGUUGAUAUGCGUUUUAAGUGAAUGUACGUGAAACUACAGCUGGUGAAUGACGGUUUUAUGUCAUGUAAGUGAAUGUACGUGAAACUACAGCUGGUGAAUGACGGUUGUUAUGUGUUGUAAGUGAAUGUACGUGAAACUACAGCUGGUGAAUGACGGUUGU